GGAGAUCCAUCGGAGCUCACGAAUCCGAUUACGUGUCUCAAUAACUUGGAUGCCGUUCGCUUGAUCUUAGGAAGCGAGGUCGUGUAUAAACUUUUGAUGAUGGGGUCCAGCAUGUACAGAUGAUGAAUAUAUAAGACUAGACUUGACCCUCGAACUAGAAUCAUUCAUACUCACUCCAAUUAUCACCUUCAUCCCUGCUAAUCUAACAACUACAUUCUUUUUCGAGUAUCUCAUCACAUUCUUUUCGAGCACCAUGCGUCAGUCAAUCGCUUUGGCUGCAGCUGGCGCUGCCACUGUUCAGGCUCUAUCUCUAGCCGAAAUGUGCACAGUUGCAAACGUUCAAGCAGCACUUCCCGCGGAUGGAUCCAUUCCAAAUGUCACCAUGAUCGCGUCAUCUGUUUCUGCAUCCCCUGUCUACAACGCGAGUCUUAGCAGCGGAUUUGCCAAGCGCGAUACAACUACUUACAGCUACUGUAAUGUUACUGCUACUUACACCCACGGCAGUGAUUCCGUCAUUGUUUGGUACGGGUUCCCAGAUCCAUCUAUCUUCGAGAACCGUUUCUAUGUCGUUGGUGGCGGUGGUUACAGUUUGUCAGUAGGUGUCACUGGAGGUCUUGAAUAUGGCGCUGUUACUGGAUGCACUGAUGCCGGUUACGAUGCUUUCACCAACUCUUUAGACGCAGUUGUCCUCAACUCUGACGGUACUCUCAACGAACAAAACAUUAAGAUGUUCUCUUACGAGGCUCUUGGUGAGAUGACUACCAUCGGAAAGGCUAUCACCAAGACUCUUUACAGCAUUGAUAAAAUCUAUACCUACUUCUCUGGCUGCUCUGACGGAGGACGUCAAGGUAUGAGUCAAGUUCAACGUUACGGAGAUUUGUACGACGGUAUCGCCACCGGAGCCCCGGCUUUCAGACAAGCCCAGCAACAAGUUUUGCAUCUCUUCUCCUCUGUCGCCGAAGUUGUUCAAAACUAUUUCCCAACCAAUUGUGCUCUCGAUAAGAUUGUAAACGCUACCAUUGAGGCAUGCGAUCCAUUGGACGGUCGUACUGAUGGGGUUAUCAGUCGUUCUGAUCUCUGUAAGAUUAACUUUAACUUGAGCUCUAUCAUCGGUCAAUCAUAUGCAUGCGCAGCUGAGACUAGCUCUUCUCUCGGUUUUGGUUUUAGCAAACGUCAAGCUGCAGGCUCUACCACCACCAGUUCCCCUGCUCAAAAUGGUACCAUUGACGAGCAGGAUAUCGCCAUUGCCCAGACUAUCUAUGAUGGUCUCUUCACUUCUAGUGGCAAGCGCGCGUAUCUCUCAUUCCAAAUUGGUGCUGAGCUUGAAGAUGCUGUUACUGAGUAUGACAACACCACUGGCGCUUACACCUACGAGAUUCCAAAUACCGGUGGAGUUUUUGUCGCCAAGUUCCUUGAGCAAAUUGAUGAAGACAGUAUUACUACACUCGAGAAUGUAGAUUACGAUACUUUGUUCGAAUGGAUGGAAGAGGGGCUCGCAAAAUUCUUAGACACUCUUCAAACUACCAUGCCGGAUAUUUCCGCUUUCAGAGACAACGGCGCUAAGCUCCUCCAUUAUCACGGAGAAUCUGACCCAUCAGUUCCAGCUGCCUCUUCCGUUCACUACUAUGACUCUGUUCGUACUGUACUUUACCCAAGCCUCGGAUACAAUGAAUCUGUAGCCAAACUCGAUGACUUCUACCGUUUCUUCACAAUUCCAGGAGCUGCUCACUGCAACACCAACUCCCUCCAGCCGGGUCCAUGGCCCAACGAUGUUCUCGCUACUUUGAUUAGCUGGGUCGAAGAUAGCGAUGUUCCAGACCGUCUAAACUCCACUGUUACUGCAGGAUCAAACGAGGGUGAGGUUCAAUUGUUGUGCAAGUGGCCAACUCGCCCACUCUGGACUUCUGAGACUGCAUUCGACUGUGUCUACGAUCAAGCCUCCAUUGAUUCUUGGACUUAUGUCUUUGAUGCUUUUAACCAAACGAUAUAUUAGAUGGUGCAAAAAUGACCUGGAUUGGCUGAUGAAGGAAAUUCGUGAGCUAUCCUCAGUUGAUGUAGAGGACACGAUUGGGUAAUUUGAUGGAGUAAAUUUCUGAGCUUUUAUGUAUAUUUCAUUCUUGUUUGGUUGUAAGAGAAAGAAUAGCCUUUUAAAAAGUAACUUGCCAUAUUUUUCUGUACGAUUAUAACCUCUUUACUCUCCCCCAGAACAAUUUGGACGUAUGUAUAAAUUGUCAAUCGUGAAGACUGCAUCCAAACGCUUAAAUUAAACUCAAGGUCCAGAUUGAAAUAAUGAGAUUGUAAACCUCUGCUA
This is a messenger RNA of Botrytis cinerea B05.10, 2311 nucleotides long. RefSeq lists its product as hypothetical. The record is from RefSeq and is a predicted model, not a curated record. Lineage: Eukaryota; Fungi; Ascomycota; Leotiomycetes; Helotiales; Sclerotiniaceae. The transcript has a single exon. The coding region runs from base 254 to 1993 and encodes 579 amino acids.